AUUUCCUACAUUAUUUAAUGUUCAACAAUCCUUUUGUGUUUCUCACACAACAAUCUAAUUUUCUGAUUGAUAAAUUAUAGUUUUUUUUCUUAGUUCAAUUUUUUUUUAAACGAUAUGGGUAUGUCUAAGAAAUUGAUUAAGGCAGUCAUUAUGGCUCUUAUAAUGGUGUUUUUCACUCUUGCAACAAUCAAGACCAAUGCAGAAGAGGUGAUAAUAAGCUACGAAGCUUUAUUUCAAAAUCAUGCACUUGGAUGUAAUCCAAAGUAUCCUGUAACUUGUGUGAAACAAAAGGCCAAUUAAACGAUGUGAGUUUGAUCCGAGGUGCACGGCAUGGUUGUUUUAAUGUUUUUAUCUAUAAAAUAUAUCGUGUUGAUAAAAAAAAUCAAUAAAAUAUAUCGUUCGUCGAAUGUUUAUAUCCAGUUUUAAAAUAAUAAAUGGUGUUUAGCGGAUAUGUUGGAAUUGUAACAGUUGACAAAAAAAAAGUUUGAAUUGUAACUAUUAUUGUAAAGCCUCAAUACAUUUUCAAUUUGUUGCAAGUAUUAUCUUCAGACACAGCCAUUUUACAUUUAGCAAGUUAUUACGUAUUUAUACAAAUAUAGCUCAUAACCAAAACAAGCCACGAUCGCUUACUAAAAAAAGCCCAGUGUAGACAGGGGCGUCCCUGAGAUGCUGGGGGCCUAAAACAAUUUAGUAAGAGUUUUAUAAAAAAACUUUUUUUACAAAUUUAGAGGCCCCUUCUUAUGUAAAAUUUUUAAAAAAAUUUGGGGGCCCUAAGCCGGUGUUUCAGUCCGCUAUGCCCAGGACCGCCCCUGAGUGUAGACAUUCUACGUUUCAUAAACAACAAUCACCAUGUUAGAUCAAAUUCUGUUUUUUACUUAGUUUUAUUUGAAGAGUGAUGUUGUCUAAAACCUGAAGGUUGUUAUAUAUUUGGCAUUUUUGGUUGCUGCGGCUCUUGCAGCAAUGAAGACUACCAAAGCAAAAGUAAUACGCUGGUCUGAAAUAUAUAAAUAUGGUUGUUGUUUGCAGAAUUUGUUAUAUUCAUAUAUUGCAACAUGUACUAUUACCUUUUAAUUCGUUCUUUAAGUUACGGCAAUGACAAUUAUAACACACACGCAUAUUUCACUUAAGCUCAUAACUAAAACUUUAAAUUCCAGUGACAUAUAAGCAGCUAAAAUUGACAAAACAGGUGAGUAACAUAGUAAAGCAGAUUAUUGACAAACUUAUUGUUAACCGCACACACACAAAAUGUCU
Molecule: messenger RNA, 1251 nt
Organism: Brassica rapa (field mustard)
Lineage: Eukaryota; Viridiplantae; Streptophyta; Magnoliopsida; Brassicales; Brassicaceae
Source: RefSeq, a predicted model, not a curated record